Messenger RNA from Schistosoma intercalatum, 1526 nucleotides. Lineage: Eukaryota; Metazoa; Platyhelminthes; Trematoda; Strigeidida; Schistosomatidae. The record is from the annotation of a GenBank genome assembly.
CUCAGUUAUUCAUAUCACAUUUCGUGUUUCGUUGGAAAGUGGCUCUUUUCAAUUUCUGAAAGAAUUAUUUUUUGUCUUUUUUACAACACAACCUUUCACAUAAUUCUAUGAGAAGUUACAUGUUGUUCCUCUUAUCUCUGUUGGAUAUUUCUUCCUGAAACUAUUUGAAAUAUACACAUUGACAAUAUCUUGCAAUUAUGAUUGGGGAAGUUAGUGCAAACAAAUUUCUAUCAGUUUUCUACAGCAUUGGGAGUAAACCACUAGAGAUGUGGGAUAAACAUGUUUGUAAUGGUCGAGUUUAUCGAAUGACUGAUGAAGAAAUUCAAUCAUAUGUGUUGGAAAUUCUGGGUCAAAAUAUAAGUACAACAUAUAUUACUUGUCCUAAUGCUAAAAAGAAAAGCCUUGCAGUUAAAAUGCCAAUUUUAGUAAUUGUUUUAAAGAAUCUGAAUAAAUAUUUCAGUUUCGAAGUUCAAAUUCUUGAUGAUCAAAACUUGAAGCGAAGAUUUCAUGCAAGUACUUGUCAAACGACAACAGUCGUUAAACCAUUUGCUUGUAUGAUGCCAAUGAAACUUGAUGAAGGUUGGAAUCAAGUACAAUUUGACUUAGCCGAUUUUACUCGAAGAGCCUAUGGAACAACUUACAUAGAAACAGUGAAAUUAAGUAUUCAUGCAAAUUGUCGAUUGCGUCGUGUUUACUUUUGUGAUCGUAUUUAUUCAGAAGAUGAAUUACCAAGAGACUAUAAACUUUAUCUUCCUCUUCAUCCAAUAUCAUCUAGCAGUAGUCGAAUACACCAUCAUCAUAAUCAACAACCGAGAGCAAUAUCAGAUGGGAAAACUUCAUCAAAUCGUUGAAAGAUUUUGCCCAUUUUUUUUCUAUUUCCAUAACAAUAAUCUUUAUUCAUCAUGGCUAUCUCAUCAUAUUACAUGACUGGAUAUCUUUAAACUAUUUCUUAUCAAUUUUAGUGAACGAAAUAAUUUAUUUCAUAUACAUUGCUUUCAUAUGUUAGUCUGUGUGAGAUUACCAUCAUCAAUGAUUGAAGAUGUUAGAUUAAAUGGCUGAGAAUCAGUCAAAACAGCUCAGAUGCAUUCACUUUUUAUCAUCUCUGAGAUAUUGGGUUUUAAAAUUAUUUUAUACUUCUUUUCAGUUACACAAACUCAUAUUUUCCUUUCAAAUCCCAUUCUAUAUAUCUAGUCUUUUCCAUUAUUAGUAACAGUGUUGUUAAUUUCACUACUGUGAAUUUCAUCUCACUAUGCUGUUGUAAUACGGUAACUUGGAUCAAUGCAUACAAUGUAUUCGACUGGUCGACUCCUUCUGUUCAUAAGUAUCAUAUCUCAUUUGUUCCCUCCAUAUUGUUUUUAAUAUUCAUAACUUUGCUUUUGAUGUAUUUCUCUUUCUAAUAACUAAUCAAAUGGAGAGAAAUUUAUUUUUAUUCUAUGCAUAUCUGUAUAAUCUGAUUAACUAUGUUCAAAUAAACAAACGCACAUGAUUCACUGUUCCAAGAUAUAUAUAAGUUUUCUUUCCAUUAA